AUGAACAUGGAAAACCAAACCAUGGUGACAGAAUUCAUUUUCCUGGGACUUUCCAGUGACCCGCAGCUCCAGAUUUUCCUCUUCCUGGUGUUUUUGGUUAUUUAUGUUAUAACGCUGUUGGGGAACAUGAUGAUCAUCCUGGUGAUAAGCGCUGAUCCUCAACUCCACACCCCUAUGUACUUCUUUCUGUUCCAUUUAUCCUUUGUUGACAUCUGCUAUUCCUCCGUCACCGUCCCUAAGAUGCUGCAGAAUGUCCUAGCAGAGAGAAAGACAAUAUCUGCCAAUGGCUGCUUUGCACAAAACUUCUUUUUUCUUUUCUCAGGUGGCACUGGAGUUUUCAUUCUCUCAGUGAUGGCUUAUGAUCGAUACACUGCCAUAUGUAACCCACUGCAUUACGUGGGAACCAUGAGUAAGCAAGUCUGUUGUCACUUGCUCAGUGGCUCUUGCAUAUCUGGGUUCUUGUACGCACUGGCCAACACUCUGUCUGUAUUAAGCUUACACUUCUGUGGUCCCAAUGAAAUCAACCAUUACAGCUGUGAGCCCCCUUCACUCUUGGUCUUGUCCUGUUCUGAGACACUGACCCCUAAAGUGGUGCUUCUUGCAUCUAUUAUAUUUUUUGGAUCAAGCUCCUUCCUUCUCACUUUGGUCUCCUACAUUCACAUCAUCUCCGCCAUCCUGAGGAUACGCACUACAGAGGGCAGGCAUAAAGCCUUCUCCACCUGCAGCUCCCACCUAGUUGUGGUUAUUUUAUACUAUGGCACAGGUUGUUUCCGGUACAUGAAGCCUACUUCUGAAGCAUCUGUUUUUGAUAGAAUAAUUUCCAUUCAGUACAGCAUCUUAACCCCCAUGUUAAACCCCAUCAUCUACAGCCUGAAAAACAAAGAUGUUAAAACUGCUCUGUGGAAGUUAUUUGUAAAAUUCAAGUUUCCUAAGGAAACUUUACAUUGUUAA
Molecule: messenger RNA, 951 nt
Organism: Malaclemys terrapin pileata
Lineage: Eukaryota; Metazoa; Chordata; Testudines; Emydidae
Product: olfactory receptor 1052-like
Exons: 1
Coding region: 1-951 (316 amino acids)
Biological process (GO): G protein-coupled receptor signaling pathway
Cellular component (GO): membrane
Molecular function (GO): olfactory receptor activity; G protein-coupled receptor activity
Source: RefSeq, a predicted model, not a curated record